AGUAGCCACAGAGCUCACUAGAGCUCUAGAUCACGAGCCACCAGAAUUUUUCGCAAAUCCUUUCUCUCCCUGGGCGCAUAUUUGUUGCUCCUGGUAUGCAAAGGCCUUGGUCAUCUGCUAAUGUCGGAAGAACAUAAUUUAGGUAUUGUUGUUGUUCACGGCUGAGGAAACUUGAACCGGAACACACCUUGCUCAGCUGAUGUAUUGCAGACACGGCAGUCUCUGAAGUGGAUGUACUCAGUUUACGGGUACGAAGAUUUCACCUGGACGGUAGUUGGCAGACUUCAGCACGGCGUCUUCGAGGUGUGAAGGUCUUGUUCCACCUAACCCUUCUCACCAUUAGGUAGUGGUAGCGCUGAGAGGGAGGUCAUCCAGAACCAACGCUCAGGCCAGCGCGUGGAGCUGACGCAGUGAUCGUGAGGCAAGCAGCGGGCCACGCGAGUGUGCAAGAUGAAAGAAGGGACAUUGCGCGGCAGAGCGCGUCCUCUGCCCGCUGCCGGAAUGGUGGUGUUAUGGCUCAUUGCGUGCUGCUGUCGCCUGGAGAAUGCACGCGGGUUCAGCUUACGUGUAGACGAAGAGUUCCGUGUAGAAAACAAGUUCAAACAACCUAUCAAUUUCAUAAUCAACGGACAAGAGGCACCGUCCCUGAAGUUUCUGAAAACUUCAGACCUGGCUCGAUUCGGCGAACAGUACACGUUCAUUGCCAUGGAGUGGAAUCGGUCACCCAACGAAACGGUUGACUACACUAUGUACUUUGGCUCAGAGAACACUACGGUAUUGGAGACACCCGAGGCGAACACACCAGAGAUGGGCUGUGUACCUUCUACCAACUACACGUCCUUCAGGAUGUCAUUACCUUGCACUGGCAAAUCAGAUGAAGCCAUAGCAUUCGAAGCCUACCUCAACUACACCAUCACCUCGUACCCGUACACCGUCGACAACUUCAAAGCAAAUCUGAACCACUUGGAGUGCAGUGCUCGCCAGGGCAAUUUGACCGGUGGUCAUGUAACUAAGGGUAGCACGGUGCUGUCCAUGGUAAAAAUCUGUGCACUGGCCACAACAGCACCUCCAGUUGGCGGUGGUGAUCAUGAUGCUGGGCUCUCAACGCCGGAACUGGCUGGCAUCAUCGCUGGCUCCGUUGCCGCCCUGUUGCUGGUGAUACUGCUCAUUCAGGUCAUUGUCCGGUGUCAGACACAAAAGACGCGUGCAGCGCAGGACGAUGCGGAGAAGGGGCGGUCAACUGUGAAACGAGACAGCGAUCGCUUCUCGGACACGCACAGCUCCUUCAAUCCGCAGUACUCGCACACCUCGGUCAACGGAGGCAGUGGUGCUGGCACAUACGUAUCAUCGCUACACUCCCAGCAGUGCGACCCAUCAGCAACCAACUACAGCCAGAACAACUUGCCAAUCAUGAUGAAGAAGAUGUGCGACAAGUGGAUGGACAGUGUGCAAGGACACAUCGUGCCCCGUUCGGCCAUACUGGUCGGGGAUGAGAUUGGCAGAGGUGCGUUUGGGCGUGUGUGCAUUGGCAAUGUCAUCAUGGACGAAGUCGAGGAGCCACUACCAUGUGCCAUCAAAACACUGAAAGCUAUCGAGACAGAAAGCGACGUCGACGAGUUCUUGGAAGAGGCGGUCAUGCUGAAGGACUUCAAGCACCAGAAUGUGAUGUCAUUGUUAGCCGUUGCCUUGGAUACGGAGGACCUGCCGAUGGUGUGUCUAGAGUAUAUGCACUACGGAGAUCUACGGACGUACCUGAGGAAAAUGAGAGGAUCCGUGGCCAACCUUGUCGAUGAAGCCAAUUCCACUUCGAGUACCAAGGUUUUGCUCAGCUUCUGCACUCAGGUAGCACAGGGUAUGGACUACCUGUCUAGUCUGAGCUUUGUGCAUCGUGAUCUGGCUGCUAGAAACUGCAUGCUGAACAAAGAUUUGGUGGUGAAGAUCGGUGAUUUUGGAUUGGCACGUGAUAUUGAGAAGGACAACUACUACCGAAUGGGAACUGCUCGUCCAUUGCCCGUCAAGUGGAUGUCGUUUGAGAGCCUCACUCUCCAAGUGUUCACAGUGCAGUCCGAUGUGUGGGCGUUUGGUGUAGUGAUGUGGGAGAUCUUCUCCCUUGGCAUCACACCCUAUGUCGGUGUAGCUAACCAUGAGAUGCUGGAGGUGCUCAAGCAAAACAUUCGUCUCCCGCCACCCGAUGAUUGUCCAGUGGACGUGUACAGAAUGAUGAUGUCGUGUUGGGUUCCGGACCCGGAGGCACGGCCUACGUUCUCCAUCCUGGCUGGCAUGCUAGAUGAGUGUGGAGAGAGGCUGUAUGAGAACAUGCCUGUCCACAAAGUACAGGCUGGACCGGACUACAUGAACUAUGAUCCUGCGGCACCCGGCUCUAUCAUACGCAAGACAAGUGCCAACAGCUUGAGCAGCCGCACUGCAGAUCCCUCAGCACCGUACAAUGUAUCACUGGCACCAUACAACAUGGACAAGUAUGAGAUGAUGGGGCCAGCUCAGAAAAAGCUGGAGCUCACGACCGUAGCUGAAACCUCUCCAUCAGAUCAACCCAUCAUAGAAAACCAGAUCACCGGCAGUGGGGAAUCCCCCGUUCUCGUAAUCCACACCAUAUCACCCAGAGAGAUCAACCCUGCCACAAGCAACAUCGACAACAGUGACGGUGGCAACAACAAGCCUCCUCUACAGCAGCAGGCACCGGAUGCCAUCGUUCCACCUCCGGCCAUCAGCGAGAGAAUCAUCACAGAGCAACACUACAAGGAUCCACCAGCGCCACGCCUGAAACACUCUCCGCGAGAUCAGGAAGCUCGGCGAGAUGCACGCCAGCAGCGAUUACGUAAAGUCGAUACUGGAAAUGAGUCAGAUGACAGUUCGUCGUCCGUAUAGUCAGGCAUUAUGCUGGAGCAUAUGAUCUGUUGACCAGAGCAACGCAACCGUCAAGCCUGGAGGUGGAUUGUCACUGGAGCAUCUUGUGUAAUGUCCCCCAGCAUGGUCCAUGCACUGCGUAUGCUCCAGCAUACUGUACCGGAGCAGGGGCAUGAGCUGACGCUGCUACUCAAGCUGACGUUCAAAACUGAAACAUCACUAGGUGUGGAGGAAGAACAGGAUAUAUCCGUAAUCUACAACCAUUGGACAGCAUAGUUAUGUGCCAGUGUUUCUUGUGUUAUUAAUGUUGUGUUGCCGCUUGCUGUUGUUGUUGCUGCUGCUUGCGCUGCUGGUACUGUUAUUGUCGCCUGCGCUGUCGGUAACACAGGACGUCUUUGUCAAGAUACCCUAACGGUCUUUGUCAAGAUACCCUAACGGUCUUUGUCGUAUUGUACACACUGUUGACUACACAUUGCUUGAGAGAAAAUGUGGUUAGAACUUUCAUCGAGUGUGCAUUCCCAAUAGUACGUUUGAUCAUACAUGGCUGUGUCGUGUGCUUGUGACUGGCUUGAUUUGCACGUACAACACUGCUAGCACCGUGCACUGCAAUACUGCUAUGGCGGUGGCUCUUGUUAGGUGCACAGACUAAUUACGAUCGUAUGAACAAUACUGCUGCGCUUACGUCAUGACAAGGUGCUGCUUUUGAUUAAGUAUUUCAAGCUCUUUUCUGGAGCACCCUAUUAUUACUAAUACUGACCUGGCCGCAAGGGAUAAUCUACCUCUAUGAAUAUAAUAGUGCUGGCGGCUAGGCAGUCCUAGCACCACACACACACACUCAGCUCUGUGCACUUGAACGUGACGGCUCUUCUAUAUUCAUGAGGUUGGAUUUCUCUGGCCAGAACUGCAUCACCGAACGCUUUCUGCAUUUUGUUUUAUUGCUACUGCUCUAUGUCUGCUUUGCAUGCUAGCAACGCAAAGCAAUAACAUUAAUCUGUUUCUACAAGAUCUGUUUGUGCGCCGCUGCAUCUCAUAAAUUUACCCCCCCCCCCCUCCCAAUACAGUAUUUUCGUUUACUAUUUUGGUCCGACUUGAUAUUGAGCUUAUGGCAUAUGGCAGUACAGCUGAUGCCCCCUAUCCCCUGAUUAUUACCGCAACGUUGCAGUUAACUUCUAUUGUAUAGCAUCGCAUUACUGGAAGAGCCAUGCUGUUUGCACCAUCAGAUGUAUCUUAUUUUUUGUCUGCGGAGUUACUAAGAUAACGUU
Molecule: messenger RNA, 4127 nt
Organism: Sycon ciliatum
Lineage: Eukaryota; Metazoa; Porifera; Calcarea; Leucosolenida; Sycettidae
Product: tyrosine-protein kinase RYK-like
Exons: 15
Coding region: 451-2886 (811 amino acids)
Biological process (GO): positive regulation of kinase activity; cell surface receptor protein tyrosine kinase signaling pathway; protein phosphorylation
Cellular component (GO): plasma membrane; signaling receptor complex
Molecular function (GO): ATP binding; transmembrane receptor protein tyrosine kinase activity
Source: RefSeq, a predicted model, not a curated record